This is a messenger RNA of Rhodotorula toruloides NP11, 2316 nucleotides long. RefSeq names its product Ras GTPase-activating protein. NCBI's taxonomy places the organism in Eukaryota, Fungi, Basidiomycota, Microbotryomycetes, Sporidiobolales, Sporidiobolaceae. Bases 1 to 2316 code for a protein of 771 amino acids. Gene Ontology annotation, biological process: regulation of actin cytoskeleton organization; regulation of GTPase activity. Gene Ontology annotation, molecular function: GTPase activator activity; protein binding. The record is from RefSeq and is a predicted model, not a curated record. Gene Ontology annotation, cellular component: cell cortex. The transcript has 13 exons.
AUGUCCACCCACCUCUCCGCCUCGUCCUCCUCCGGCCUCGUCGCGACGACAAACAAUCGCAGCACGAACCGGUACUCGGCGCUGCAGUCCCUCAUCGCAGACCAGGAUACAGAUAUUGAGGAUGAGUUGGCGAGAGCCCAGAAACGCCUGCGAGACCUCAAAGCGCGCAUCUCGGCGCAGUCGAAGAAGAACUUUGUGUUGGAGCGGGAUGUGCGGUACCUCGACAGCCGGAUAGCGUUGCUCAUCCAGAAUCGAAUGGCGCUGGACGAGCGAGAAGAGGUCAAGGAGCACUUGGAGGAUGUCGACGAGGGCGAGGAGACCGCGAUGGACGAGCGGCGGCAGCAGCAAUACUCGAACCUCUUCUUCCUCCUCCAAUCCGAACCCCGACACAUCGCCUCCCUCUGUCGCCUCGUCUCGCUCAGCGAAAUCGACACGCUCCUCCAAACGGUCAUGUUCACGCUGUACGGGAAUCAGUACGAGUCGCGGGAAGAGCACCUGCUGUUGACGAUGUUCCAGUCCGUCCUCGCUGCUCAAUUCGAGACCGCAACAGAAUUCGGCUCCCUCCUCCGCGCCAACACGCCCGUCUCCCGCAUGAUGACCACUUACACGCGACGAGGGCCCGGUCAGAGUUAUCUCAAGAGCGUCCUGGCGGAGCGGAUCAACAGCUUGAUCGAGCACAAGGACCUGAACCUCGAGAUCAACCCGCUCAAGGUCUACGAGCAGAUGCUCAACUCGAUCGAAGACGAGACAGGCGACCUCCCACCCGAUCUUCCGCAAAAUGUCACGCCCGAAGUCGCCGCUGCCAACGCCGACGUGCAGAACAUCAUCGCGCCUCGACUCACCAUGCUCAUGGAGAUCGCCAACAGCUUCUUGUUGACGAUCAUGAACAGCAUCGAGAGCGUGCCGUACGGGAUCAGGUGGAUUUGCAAGCAGAUUCGGAGCUUGACGAAGCGCAAGUACCCUGAAGCGACCGACUACGCCAUCUGCUCCCUCAUCGGCGGCUUCUUCUUCCUUCGCUUCAUCAACCCAGCGAUCGUCACGCCUCAAGCCUACAUGCUCAUCGACUCGCUGCCGGCCAGUGCCAAGCACCCGCGACGAACGCUCACUCUCAUCGCCAAGAUGCUGCAGAACCUCGCCAACAAGCCGUCCUACUCGAAGGAGGCGUACAUGAUGUCGCUCCAGCCGUUCGUCGACAACAACAAGACGCGGAUGAACCAGUUCCUGAACGCGCUGUGCGAGGUCCCCGAUUUCUACGACACGCUCGAGAUGGACCAGUACAUGGCGCUCUCAAAGAAGGACUUGCAGAUCAACAUCACGCUCAACGAGCUGUACAACACGCAGAGCCUCCUCAUCCAGCACCUCGACACCCUCGCCCGCAACGAUAAGCAGCACCUCCGCAUCCUCCUCGAAGAACUCGGUCCCGCACCUCCGCAAGUCCCGCGCAAGGAGAACCGGACGAUCGAGCUGCCGCUGUACUCGCGCUGGGAGAUGCCGAUCCAGGACAUCACGACGGCGUUGAUGGCGGAGAACAACGUGACGCAGAACGACAUCCUGUACCUCGAGGCGAAGUCGAUCUUUGUCCAGCUCAUCCGGUCCAUCCCUCGACUCGCCGAGCGAAGACCGAUCCAGCUUCCUCUCGUCGCCGAGACUGCCGCGACGUCGAAGGACGCGACGCUCGUGCGCAAGGGCAUCAAGGUCAAGGAGAUGCUGCGGGAGCUCGAGGAGCUCAAGCUCGUCGACCGGCGGGACAACUACAAGCUCCUGACGGACGAAGUCGCGGCCGAACUCGUCCACCUCGGCAACCUGCGCGAGAAGGUCGUGCUCGAGACGCGCUCGCUCGAGUCCGUGUACAAGACGAUCUGCGACCACAACGCGUACCUCCGGUCGCAGCUCGAGCAGUACAAGGCGUACCUGCAGAACGUGCGGCAGACGACGGCGGGUAAGGUGGGAACGGGCGGUGUCGGCGUCGUCACUGUCGCCGGCAAGGACAACAAGCCGAAGCAGACCCAGCAGCUCGGGCCGUUCAAGUUCACCCACCAGCAGUUCGAGAAGGACGGGAUCAUCGUCGAGACAAACGUCCCCGAGAACCGGCGACCAAGCAUCUUCUUCCUCGUCUCGUCGCCCUCACCUGGCGCUUUCCUCAUCGCCCUGCACUACAAGGGCCGCGAGAAGGCCAUCCUCGAGAUGGACCUCAAGAUUGACGAUCUGCUCGAGAAGAAGAACCAGGGCGUCGAGCAGCUCGACAUGGAGUAUGUCAGCCUCAACGUCUCGAAGGUCCUCGCACUGCUCAACAAGACCUUCCAACGCCGCAAGUAG